Molecule: messenger RNA, 1044 nt
Organism: Xylona heveae TC161
Lineage: Eukaryota; Fungi; Ascomycota; Xylonomycetes; Xylonales; Xylonaceae
Exons: 2
Coding region: 1-783 (260 amino acids)
Source: RefSeq, a predicted model, not a curated record
AUGUCGUACUCCAAGAUAAACAAGAAAGGAUGUGGAAUGUCGAGAUUAUUCAGGCAGACUCCACCGGCUGACCAAGACGAAGAUGAACGUUUAUUAGCGGAUGAUCUUGAGAUGCUGCCAACAUGGGAGGAAUUAAACAUCCAAAGAUUGCAAACAAAUAGACCAACCUUGGUACCCGCGCGAAGAAAUGCCGCUUCCGCUAUUGCACAACGACCGCAAUCCGCUGAGGUUCGGCAAGCGUCAGAUGUGGGAAGAUGGACAAACGUAUCAUCAUCAUCUGCCGCUGCGGAAGAAGAAUACUUCUUGGAAGAAUUAGAUGAAAUAGAUCUUUUGCCGACGUAUGAGGAAGCGUGCUUUUCGAAGAAAGGAGAGAAGAAAGUAAACGUGACAGAGGUUCAGUCACAACGGUUGGGAGAGCAUGAAGAGGGACCAGCCAAGUCCACAACCAGUUUCCCUAUGGCCAGCCGUCGUAGUAACAACGGCAUGGGGAACGUCGGCUCCUUGGACGGCCAAAUAGAUAGAUACCGAUCCACGGAACCACCCCGCUCCGGAUCCACGGAGAGACCGGCGCCGACUUCUGCCUCUCGACCAAACGGCGCCGGCGGCCGCGGUACUCCUGAGAGCUUGAGCGGGAACAGGGGACCUCUCACUGAUCCUUACAUGGAUGAGUUGAGUUUGGAAGCGUAUCUGGACCCGGGUCGCCACCCAAAAGACCUCCAGAAUUUAGAGGCUCAUUUUCGCUGGCUAAAGAGGGAACUCGAAAAUUUUCUGGAGAAGAAAUAAUCGAAAAGUUACCCGGAAGUUGUAUUGGACAAUAGGAAGCAGAUCUUUGAACAUUGGGAAUGUAUGGCUCAUUGGAAUUGAAACAAUAUGCGAUAAAAGAAAAUCUGUACGAAAAUGAUAUUGAUUUUGGCUUCAUGCGUUGUUCAGUGCUGUCGAGUGAGUGCUAUUGUGCCGCGCAAUACACGCUUUAGCAAAAGGGAUAUGCCUGCUCUUUCGAAAUUGAUUGGAUGUGGUUCUCUGAUACAUGAUCGCGUCAAUCAG